AUGUUUCAACUAACUACCGGCAACUUUGCCGUCGAAGCCCCCAUCGAGGAACUUCAAAUCGCAAGUCGCGCCACAAAUGCAGACGAAUGGAAACUCUACCUUCGCUGGGAAUUGGCUUAUCUCUUCACCAGGGUCCGUUCUUUCGAUGAUGACCUUCUUUCCGAAAUUUUAAAAUACUCGACUCCUCAUACUGGUUCCGGUCCUCCCGAGGCUGCUGCUGCCGCCGCUCGCAGUUAUGCUAGAGACUGCAUCAGACAAUUGACAGCGCUACUCGCCGAGUCGCAUCGCGAGUUUGCCAAUGUCAUCAUUGAGAGGACGGAGCUAGGGAGAGGGUAUAAGGAUAAAGCUGCUCAAGCUAGAGGUAACCGCUCCGAACGCCCUCGAUUAGACACCAGUGAACUCUCACGCUCCCUUGUCUUCUCCCCGGAAGACGUCAAGGCCCUCUGGUACCCCCUACACUUCGCUAUCUCGGGUCGCUACUUCGACGAAGACCGUGUUUCAGACCGUUACUCCGACGUCCGCACCGUUCUCUCCCAAACAUCCGCCUGGAUCAUUCGUGAAUUCAUAAACCUCAUCCUUUUAGGCCCUACCGACCGUUCUGCAUCUGAACUCGCUGGAUGCGACAUCAUCGCCCGUUCGGCUGAAUCCGUCUCAGUAGAAUUAUCGAGAUGGCCGGAAAUCUCCUCUUCACUUCAAAAGCGCCUAGACGGUUGGCAACGCACUUUAAUCUCUGGAAAUUCUUAUCCGACAAAGGACUCCCCGCAAUCAGCCCACAUCUGGGAGAACCUGGUCAACAAGGCUUCGGUCAUGGGUCAAUCCCAACAAUCGUUCGUAGCACCUGCACCACUUCGUCCCCGUGGCAGCCAAAGUCCCACAAAACAAACUUCGUACGAGCCAAUCGCUGCUGUUCCCGGUGCUUCUGCUAUCGCUCAAACGACACACCUCCCGGAUAGAACAUCGUCCUAUAACGGCGCGCCAACGUCUAACUCCUCGAAAUACCAAAACCAAUACGAUAAACAAGUCGAGCGCCUACAAUCCCAAACAGCCGGUUUACGAACAUCGUCUGCCCCGAACCCUAAUAAUAAUACUUCAUCAUCAACAAAUGCGUACGCCUCAAAUACUUCUCGCCGUAUAGAACCCUCUUCCUCCUCCCAAAACCAAAACCAAUCGACGGCCCCGAAUAACAAUAAUGGUACACUACCAGCAGGCUUCUCCACAGAUUUAGACCCCGCGGGAUCAUCCCACACCAUUACCGCCCAAAAUACAGACCCCACGAUGCCAACGUCCUCAUCCGGCCUUCCACCAGGAUCAUCAUCAUCCGGCAACUUCGAUGACUACGUCCGCAACCAAUUCGAUCUGCAAGACAAAACAAUAGCCGACGCAGUUUCCUACUUCCAACGCGAACGCCAAAGAAUGUUCGAAGUCAAAGAAAGACUUCGAGAACUCGAAAAACAGCAAGAGUUAUUAACGGCGAAUUACAAGCGACAAAUGGAAGAUCUCGAUAGGAAGAAAAGAGACGUGUUUGAUAGAUACCAAACCGAGAAACCAGUUCCUCCGGUUAAUAUCCCUCAGGAGGUGGCGGGGGCUAUGCCGCAGCAGAGUACGGUACACUUUGACCUAGGAGAGGCGGAGAGACAUGUUACUACUACCUCUGUGCCUAUUAAUAACACUUCUUCUUCUCAUCAGGGGGCGUCGGCGGCGGCAGCAGGAGAAAACGCCGGAGCGGCGACGUUGGCGGGCCCAGGUGGUCAUGAAUACUAUGAUGACGAGGAAUGGGAAAGGGAACCUCAUCCACACCCGAGGAGCAAUAGUGGGAAAGGAGGGAAAUUACAAAAGAUGCAUCCGGAGUUCGAAGGGGGUGUAGGACCGGGAGGGAUGCCCCCUGCCGAAGUUGGGUCGCAGGGGAAAGGAAAGGCGAGAAGUCGCUUUGAAGAUGGGAAUGUUAAAAAUGGGUUCGGGGAAUUGGUUGAGGGGGUUGGGUUGUUGAGGGAGUACAAGGUGCUUGACACGGCGGAGAUUGCCGUUAGUGUCAGGGUUAUGCCUCAGAGUGACAGAAGAGGGAGCACGGGACACAAUAUUGAACGGAAUCGGAGGACGAGAAGAGAUAGCGAAAGGAACAAACCCGAUCCUGAACGAACUAGAUCGAGGAAAGAUUACGAAAAAAAGAGGACGGAUGCUAGGAGGACGAGGGAAGAUAUUGAUAGUCGAAGGAAGAGAAGAGGCGGUAGGGGUAAAUGA
Messenger RNA from Orbilia oligospora ATCC 24927, 2238 nucleotides. RefSeq lists its product as uncharacterized. The transcript is spliced from 3 exons. The coding region runs from base 1 to 2238 and encodes 745 amino acids. NCBI's taxonomy places the organism in Eukaryota, Fungi, Ascomycota, Orbiliomycetes, Orbiliales, Orbiliaceae. The record is from RefSeq and is a predicted model, not a curated record.